This is a messenger RNA of Doryrhamphus excisus (bluestripe pipefish), 1679 nucleotides long. Its product is annotated as metalloreductase STEAP4-like. Gene Ontology annotation, cellular component: plasma membrane; endosome. The record is from RefSeq and is a predicted model, not a curated record. Gene Ontology annotation, biological process: copper ion import. Gene Ontology annotation, molecular function: ferric-chelate reductase (NADPH) activity; cupric reductase (NADH) activity. Lineage: Eukaryota; Metazoa; Chordata; Actinopteri; Syngnathiformes; Syngnathidae.
CAGCAGGAAUAUUGCAAGUCAACACAUGGAAGCCACAUGGUCACAUGGUCUCCAACGUUUUUCUCAUAAUAACUCCAUUACACUGAAGCUCCAGCGUUAAGCUAAUUUCCUGGUUUUCUAGGCCAAUGUCCAAAGAGGUGAAACCAGACGGCGUGUCUCUGCGUCCCGUAGGAGCACAAACAGAGGAAGCCACCUCGGAGCAGAAGCCGUUAUGCAUUUUCGGGACGGGAGAUUUGGGACGCUCCCUGGGCCGGCGCCUGCUGCAGAUGGACUACAAGGUGGUCUACGGCAGCCGCAGGCCUCACAGUUGUGGUUCUUUGCCUCAAGGAGCUCAGGUGUUGAGCUAUGCCGACGCAGCCCAGUUGGCCAGUCUGGUCUUUGUGUGUUUACACAGAGAACAUUACGGCUUCAUGGAGACGCUCGGCUCACAACUGGAAGGAAAGGUGCUGGUGGAUGUCAGCAACAACCCUGAGAAGAACCUCUACCCGGAGGCCAAUGCUGCAUAUUUGCAGAAACUGCUUCCCGGAUGCCGAGUGGUGAAAGGCUUUAACACCUUGUCUGCCUGGGCUCUGCAGAACGGACCGUCAGAUGCCAAUAGACAGGUCUACCUGUGUGGGAACAGUCCAGAGGCAAAGCAGGCCAUAGCGGAGGUGGCCACCAAGAUGGGCUUCACAGUUGUGGACAAGGGGUCUCUAUCUGCAGCCAGGGACCUGGAGGACGUCCCCCUGCAGCUCUUCCCAGAGUGGAGACUUCCGCUGAAAAUCGCCUUGGGCCUCACCGCCUUCUUCUUCUUCUACGUGCUCAUCAGAGACGUGAUCUACGCCUACGUGGAUCAGGGGAAAGACAUCUCCUUCAGAAUCAUGGUGUCCCUGGCCAACAAGGUGUUUCCUAUCGUUUCACUCGUCAUGUUGUCGCUGUGUUACCUGCCUGGAGUUAUCGCCGCCUUCCUUCAGCUGUACAGAGGAACCAAGUACAGGCGCUUCCCUGAUUGGCUGGACCGAUGGAUGCUAUGCAGGAAGCAGUUAGGACUGCUGGCACUGGCCUUUGCUUUCCUACACGUACUCUACACGCUCAUCAUCCCCAUAAGAUAUUAUGUGAGAUUCAAGAUUUCUGCCAGCACUGUCACCCAGAUCAGGGAAAACCAAACGUCAAAGUUCGACACAACGACGGCCUGGCGAAGUGACUCUUACUACUCUGUGGGGAUCCUGGGUUUCGCUUUUUACGUUCUACUCGGAAUAACAUCGCUCCCUUCAGUGAGCAACGCUCUCAGUUGGAGGGAAUUCAGCUUCGUACAGUCAAAGCUCGGCCACCUGACUUUGUUGCUCUGCACCCUCCACACCUACCUGUACGGCUGGGACAAGUUUCUUCGCCCCUCCACGUAUAAGUGGUACACUCCAGCGGGCUACAUGCUCGGUCUGGUGGUGCCUACGGCGGUGCUAGCAUUGAAGCUACUGCUCCUCCUUCCUUGCGUGGACCGAAACAUCACCCGCAUCCGUCGGGGCUGGGAGAGGCCUGCGACCGACGAGGAGAAAACACUUUUAAUGUAGGAAACGUAAAUAAAACACAUACAUAGCAUAUUUCGUAUUGGGGGCAGUGCCCCACCAGACACCAAAACAUGUUCUAUUUUUUUAUGUGUGAUGUUAUUGAGAAAUGAAUGUGAAUAAAUACCCAUACUACGA